Molecule: messenger RNA, 414 nt
Organism: Cannabis sativa
Lineage: Eukaryota; Viridiplantae; Streptophyta; Magnoliopsida; Rosales; Cannabaceae
Exons: 1
Coding region: 1-414 (137 amino acids)
Source: RefSeq, a predicted model, not a curated record
AUGUACAAAGGAGAUUAUCUGAGAUAUUUAGCUUCGAUUCACUCCAAAGUUGACUUUGAGCACAUCAUUUGCACUUUAUGGUGUCUAUGGUAUGAGCGUAAUCAAGUUCUACAUGGUAAAAAGUCGAGGUUGCCAUCUGUUCUUGCUGUUUUCUCCACUCAGUACCUGGAUAACUAUCGUGCGGCUCAGCUCAAAUAUCGACAGCCUGCAAUUUCACUUCAAAUGCCACCAUCUUCUUCUGCUGCUCAUGCACCUUGGCAGCCGCCUCCAAUGGGAUCUCUGAAAUUGAACAUCGAUGCUGCCUUGGAUAAACAUUGUAAUAAAAUUGGUGUAGGUGCUGUUGUACGAAAUUCAGUGGGACAGGUUGUGGUUGCUCUCUCUAUGCCUCUAAUUGGUAACUUCGCCUCCCACUAG